Phycodurus eques (leafy seadragon) is the source of this 1584-nucleotide messenger RNA. It is a transcript of the gene il4i1, whose product is annotated as interleukin 4 induced 1. Gene Ontology annotation, molecular function: L-amino-acid oxidase activity; polyamine oxidase activity. The transcript is spliced from 7 exons. NCBI's taxonomy places the organism in Eukaryota, Metazoa, Chordata, Actinopteri, Syngnathiformes, Syngnathidae. The coding region runs from base 52 to 1584 and encodes 510 amino acids. Gene Ontology annotation, biological process: amino acid catabolic process. The record is from RefSeq and is a predicted model, not a curated record.
GACAGUAUCCACACAACAGGAAAGUCCAGACUAUGGAGUUCUUUUGUCAAGAUGAUCACUCACAUGUCACUGUGCAAACUGUUUCCUUUAGUUCUAGUGGGGGUUGUGGUGUUUGUAGUGAGCGGGAUCACUGGAGACCCCCUGUAUGAAUGCCUUCAAGACACCGACUACAGUGAGCUUCUAGAUAUUGUUGAUAAAGGACUCCCUACCACAAAGAAACCUCAACACGUAGCAAUUAUUGGGGGUGGCGUCGCUGGACUCACCGCAGCCAGGUUUUUGGAAGAUGCCGGCCAUAAGGUGACCAUCAUAGAAGCCAGUCACCGUAUUGGAGGACGCGUUGAGACCUUUAGGAACACAAGGGAAGGCUGGUAUGCAGAGGUGGGCGCCAUGCGGAUCCCCAGCUUUCAUAAGAUCCUGCUCUCCUUUGCCUCCAAAUUAGAAAUUCCCUUGAACCAUUUUAUCCAAAAUGACAUGAACACCUACUUUUUGCUAAAUGGAAACCUUCAUAAAAACUUUGCAGUGGUGAACAACCAUGAUGUGCUUAACUACACGCUGGAUGAGGGAGAGAGGGGGAAGUCAGCUGCGCAGCUCUUCAGUGAAACUCUGUGGAAGGUGAGAGAUGAUCUUCAGACAAGUGGUUGCGGUGCAAUGUUGGACAAAUAUGAUUCCUACACAGUCAAAGAAUACUUGGUGAAAGAGGGCAAUCUGAGUCGUGGUGCGUUGCAGAUGAUUGGAGCCAUCCUGAAUGAAAACAGCCUCUUUUACACAUCCAUGCUAGAGAUGUUGUACGUUCAGUUCGACAUCAAUGACAACACUGAGUACUUUGAAGUGACCGAUGGCUUUGACCACCUAACAACGGCUCUCUACGGGGCAUUAAAUGCCACAACCCUUCUCAACUCCAAAGUCAAACUCAUCGACCAAUCAGGAGGCAGAAAUGUGACAGUGACAUACCAGCACCGGCGUACUCCAAGUUCCCUGACCAACCUGACGGUAGACCAUGCCCUGGUUACAGCCACAGCCAAGUCUACCCUCUUCAUUGACUUCCAGCCACCGCUUUCUGGGGACAAAAUGGAAGCCCUGCGUUCAGUUCACUACGCAAGCUCCACCAAAGUGAUUCUGAGCUUUAGAGAGCGCUUUUGGGAAAAAGAGGGUAUCAGGGGAGGGAAGAGCAUCACAGACCGACCGUCUCGCUUUAUUUAUUACCCCAGUCACAGUUUCCCCGGAACAGACGCAGGAGUCCUGCUCGCAUCUUAUACUUGCUCUGAUGAUUCCACCCUCUUUCAAGGUGUGAGCGAAGAAGAGCUGAUGGCUGUGGUCCUGGACGACUUGGUAAAGAUCCAUGGAGACGAUAUCAGGUCUCUAUAUACUGGCGGACUGGUGAAGAAGUGGGGCUUGGACCCCUACAGCCUGGGAGCCUUUGCCCUGUUCACACCCUACCAGGGCCUUUAUGCCACAGAACUAUUCCAGAGUGAGGGACGUGUGCACUUUGCAGGGGAACACACCGCCUUACCUCAUGGCUGGAUAGAAACUUCCAUGAAAUCUGCUCUCAGAGCUGCCAAAAAUAUUAAUAGCCUCACAAUUUAA